Leptosia nina is the source of this 210-nucleotide messenger RNA. Lineage: Eukaryota; Metazoa; Arthropoda; Insecta; Lepidoptera; Pieridae. The record is from the annotation of a GenBank genome assembly.
AUGGUGGGGUAUAGGGCAGUCCGUUUUAAUUCAUUGGAAGAAACCAUCGGUCUAAUUCAAAGUGAAGUAUUGUGGGACGAGAAGGCGCGAAGUUACAUUGAGUUGCGCCACAAGUGCGCCAUUGUGCGCGCCCUCAAUACCCGCAUUGUCCGUCGCACCUCGCUCACUCGUUCGCUCGUCGAUCUGAAUACGGCACACCUCGCUCUAUGA